AUGUCUUGCUCUCCGCCUUUCUCUCCAUUUCCCAGGCUUUAUCGUCCUCGAUCUUCUUCUGCCUCAUUUUACUCUCAUUCUCGCUGUCUCUUUCUUGCCCCCCCCCCCAUUUUCCUAGCUUUCUUUCCAUCCCCUCUUCCUUCCUUCAACCUCUCACUCUCUCUCCCCUCCACUUUUUCGUGCUACCUUUCCAUCACUUUUCUCUAUUUUCUUUUUAUUCCUGUUAUUUAUGUUCUAUAUUUCUCAUGCUUCUCUCUUUCUCUCUUAUUCUCUAUUACUAAUGUCCCUAUCCCUCUUCUCCUUUUCUUUCAGUUUUCUCUACCAUUUCCGUCUCUCUCUUUUUCCACUCACCUGCACUCUCUUUCUCACUCUUUCUCUCCUUUUCUGGCCCUUUCUCGCGGACGACCUAUUACUUUCUCUUAUCGCUCCUUUUCUUUCUACUAUAAAUACUCUCUCUCCAUCUCUCUCUCUCUCUCUCUGUCAUUUUAUCUACCUUUGCCUUCUUAUUCCUUUUCUCCUCUCCUACACACUUUCUCUCACCUCUUUCGUUCUCUCUCCUUUUCUCACCCCUAUCUAUAUCACUUUUUUUUUUAUUUCACUUUCCCUUCCCGAAUCCUUCUGACGAUAAGUAGUUUUCUUAUAUUUCACUCAUUAUCUAUCUAUCUAUCUAUCUAUCUAUCUAUCCAAUUCUAA
Molecule: messenger RNA, 693 nt
Organism: Acanthosepion pharaonis
Lineage: Eukaryota; Metazoa; Mollusca; Cephalopoda; Sepiida; Sepiidae
Source: the annotation of a GenBank genome assembly